This is a messenger RNA of Closterium sp. Yama58-4, 2166 nucleotides long. The record is from the annotation of a GenBank genome assembly. Lineage: Eukaryota; Viridiplantae; Streptophyta; Zygnematophyceae; Desmidiales; Closteriaceae.
AUGGUUAUGGCGCACUCUUCUGUUUCUGCUCAGUCUGGCUUCAGCCUUCAAGUGAAGCCAUUUUUCAACAACUUUGGAGCCAUAGUCACCUUUGCAUGUCUCGGCACCUUCCUCUCAGCCAUUGUCACAGGCAUCCUCGUCUACGUGGGCGGGUUCCUCUUCCUCAUGUACAAGCUCUCCUUCCUCGAAGCACUCAUCUUCGGUUCCCUCAUCUCCUCCACCGACCCGGUCGCUGUGCUCGCCAUCUUCCAGGAUGUCGGAGCAGACACGAAUCUCUACGCGCUUGUGUUUGGCGAGUCGGUGCUCAACGACGCGCACCUCUUCAAGUAUGCCGGCCUUUCCGUGAAAAAUCUUCACAACCUCGAGUGCUGCCUCAUUGUUCUCUUUCCCUACAUUUCCUAUCUGGUGGCGGAGGGACUUGCUCUCUCAGGCAUCGUUGCCAUCCUCUUCUGCGGAGUUCUCAUGAAGCGCUACACCUUUCCCAACCUAUCAGAGGUGGCCCAGGUCCUCUCUGCCGGCUUCUUCCAGCUCAUCGCCUCCAUUGCUGAGACCUUCACAUUCAUCUACAUGGGUACAGAGAUUGCUCUGGGGGAGCACCAACGGUGGGGACACAUUAGCUUCAUCUUCUUCUCCAUCAUCUUCAUAGGCGUAGCAAGAGCCGCCAAUGUGUUUCCAUGCGCGCAUCUCAUCAACCUCUUCCGCCCUCCCUCCAAGCAAAUACCUGACAGCCAUCAGAAGGCACUCUGGUUCAGUGGUCUGCGAGGAGCCAUGGCGUUCGGGUUGGCCUUGCAAGCAACACACGACCUGCCGAACCACAGCCAUGGGAGGGCGAUUUUCACCACCACCACUGCCAUUGUCAUGCUCACUGUGAUUCUGCUGGGCGGCAGCACGUCCACUGUGCUGGAGAGGCUGCAUGUGACGGGAGACAGAUACAGCCAGCUGAGACAGUUGGUCUCUGCUGAUUCUUCUUCCCAACACCAUGUCAACAUUUUGCCGGAAAACCCUUCCUUUGAAGACCUCGAUUCAAAAUACAUCCGGCCGUUUUUCACCGCAGAGCCGCCACCUGAUACACAGCGAAAGGAGGGUGCAGGGGCGGACAGGGCGGACCCGCCAUGUUACCUUCCAGAUGACUCGGACGAAUCGUCUGAGCAUAGUGACGAUAGCGGGGAUAGCUCUAACGAGGAUAUUGGUAAACGCAGAGAAGCCAAGGAGAAGGCAGAGAUAGUCUCGGCGAUUUUGCUAGCGGCAGCAGCAUCGGAUGCGGAGAGCCGUCCGAUUGGCGACGAUGAGGUGGACGCAGUGCUGCGAGAGUUAGGUGCUAACGUCAGCAAUGACGUCAGCAACGACGUCAGCAGGGACUGCAACGCGGGAAACGAUAGCGAAGGGGAGUCGUCUCAGAGAAAGGAGGAAGAAGGAGAGGGAGGAAUGGAGAGAGGGAAGGAGAGAGGAGGAAAGGGAGGGGAGGGGAGAGGAGAGGGGAGGGGAGAGGGGAGAGAGGCGGACAGAGGAGGAGGAAGCAAAGCAAAUAGAGUUAGUGGGAGUGAGGGUGUGGGGAGUGGCGAGCCGAGCGAACAGGGUGGGGAAAUGGGUGAAGAACGGUACGGUGACGAGUACAAGCUAGCAGCGUUUGGAGGGGUGCUGCAGGCGCUGGUGGCGUAUGUGGAGUCCACAGGGGACCACAUCCGAAGCAUCCGUGCGGGGCUGCACCAGGUGCUCUUCCUCGUGCGCGGAUCCUUCUACCUCGUUGCCAUCAGCGAUGCGGGUGAGCCAGAGCCAAUCAUAGAGCGACAGCUGGACCACCUCCACAAGAUGCUCCUCAUGCUGCUGACGUCAGCCAUCGAGCGGUCUUUUCUGCGCAACCCCAAGUUUGACAUCCGCCCGCUGCUGGGCGGCACGGACCGUCUGUUUUCCGCGCUCAUCCACUCCUUCUCUUGGGACCCAGCCAGCUACCUCUCCUCAAUGCGCUGCCUCCGCAUACCAGCAUGGGUGCGCACCACUGUGAGCGGCGCAAUAAAGACCGCUGCUGCCGCCUCCCCUGCGCUCUUCGCGCUGGUCUUCUCGGGCUUUGAGGUGGUCACAGUGGCGCACAGGAAGAGGGAACCUCUUCACUCUGACGACAUCUUCCUUCUCCUCAACUUCCUCAACGCCUCAGAUUCCUUCCGGUAA